AUGGUUGAUGUAAAUAGUAAUGCUAAUGUGAACAAUAUCACAAAUAGUACCAAUAACAAUAUUAACACUGUGAAAACCAUUAAUGAUAAGGAGGGUCACUCAAGCCCAAUGUCAAAGAAUACUGGUGCCAUACCAAAAAAUACUCCAAAUUUAUUGAGCUCGCAUAAAACGCAAAAGAUCCAAACGGGAAUGGACCGUUAUGUCACAUAUGCAAAACGUAAGUCCAGCCCUAGGACUUCAAAAUUGGAACCAAAUCCAAAACAAGCGAAAACAAAUUCCGUAAGUCAAAAUCGUUUUGCACUGCUUGAUAACCAAGAAAGUGAAAAAGUACCAUCUAUGACUUUAAAAGACCAAAAGCCACCUCCCCUCUAUUUGCGCGAACCUACCACCAAUCUAUUGCUACAAGUACGUGAACUACUACGACUACUGCUACCUCAACAUGCUCAAAUUCAGGGCAACAUUAAAUUACUUGGCUUAAAGGUAAAUCGAGCGGAAGUACCAAACAACUAA
Molecule: messenger RNA, 510 nt
Organism: Lucilia sericata (common green bottle fly)
Lineage: Eukaryota; Metazoa; Arthropoda; Insecta; Diptera; Calliphoridae
Exons: 2
Coding region: 1-510 (169 amino acids)
Source: RefSeq, a predicted model, not a curated record